GACUACUCUAUGCUCUUUGGUUCUUUAAAAAUGGCGCCGACACGUGUUGUUUCUUCGUCCGGAGAAGAUUUGGAGCAAAGACUCGCUGAUUUACUCACCAGUAAAUCCGAACAAGCACUCAAAUCUGAUCGUCUGUUUAUAAUUGGUGUUUCUGGAGGUAGUGUAUCGAAAUAUUUGUGUAACACUUUCUGCAAACUCUCGACAAACUGGGCGAAAUGGCGAAUCUUCUUCUGCGACGAACGUUACGUGCCUCACGAAGAUCCCGAAUGUACUUAUAAAUACUACAAGGAAAAUUUCUUAUCCAAAGUAAAAGAUAUGUCUGCUGAUCAUAUAUAUCCGAUUAAAGCCGAUCUUCCUAUUGAUGAAUGUGCUAAAAAUUAUUCGGAUAAAAUUGCUGCUGUGUUUGACAUAACCCCAGGGACUUUUCCACGCUUUGAUGUUGUCUUACUUGGGAUGGGACCCGACGGCCACACUUGCUCCCUUUUUCCGGGACAUCAUUUGUUGGACGAGAAAGUAGCUGUAGUCAGUCCGAUCUCUGAUUCUCCGAAACCUCCACCCGGUCGGGUAACUCUCACUCUGCCUGUCCUCAACCGAUCGGCUUGUGCUGUUUUCAUGGCCACCGGUGAAAAUAAAGCUGAAUUGGUGAGGAAAGCCUUGGAGCCUGUUGACAGCGACGGAGACAUGAUACCUGCCGGCAGAGUGAGCCCAGUCGAUGGAGAAUUAAUUUGGUUUUUGGAUGCCGCUUCUGCCAAACAGCUGAAGCAUUAAGAAUACAGCUUUACUUAAUUAUACAAGAGUAUGUUGCCAUGGUGUGUUAUUUCUGUUCAAAAAAGAAUUUAUCAUUUGCUAUCGACAGUAUAAACUUGCAAACUUUACAUUCUUAAAGCGAUAUUAAGGAAAUAUUAUUCAAACAUUUUCUGCUACUUUUGAUAUAAUAAAUACAAAAAUUAA
This is a messenger RNA of Octopus sinensis (East Asian common octopus), 951 nucleotides long. Its product is annotated as 6-phosphogluconolactonase-like. Lineage: Eukaryota; Metazoa; Mollusca; Cephalopoda; Octopoda; Octopodidae. The transcript has a single exon. The coding region runs from base 10 to 768 and encodes 252 amino acids. Gene Ontology annotation, biological process: carbohydrate metabolic process; pentose-phosphate shunt. The record is from RefSeq and is a predicted model, not a curated record. Gene Ontology annotation, molecular function: 6-phosphogluconolactonase activity.